GAAGAAGAUGUCCCUGAGCCUGACUGGGGUCACAUGCAAGAAUUAGCUUGGUACGUGAAGACAACAUCUAUAAAGAUGAAUUUUGACAACAAGUUAUCUCGUAACUAACAGGACUUGCUGAGAAGAACCCAUGUUCCUCACCAUGGCCCUGCUGAGGAAAGGCAUCUCUGGCAAGCAGUGGAUCGGGAAGUACCGCCGGCCGCGUGCCAUCACCUGGCAGAUGAAAUGCAACAUGCUGGUGCACCUGGAGUGCGAGGCGGAGAACGAGUACUGGAUCUCCCGACCGUACAUGACAACAGAGCAGGAGAGAGGACACGCCGCUGAGCGCCGAGCACAGAACUGGAUCAAAAUUAAGGAGACCAAGUUUCAAAAGUUUCCAGAACAUAAGUAUGUUGCAGAUCAUCUAAGUCACCUCAACACGACCAAGACAUGGUCAAGUUAAUGAGGAGGAAGUAUUGACUUUGUGUGGGGGGAUGGGGCAUGCAUGUUGACUGCCAUUUGACUCCUGUGUGUCUUAAUGUAUGUAAUGUAUAUGAACUAUGGAGUGUUGGUAAUUAGAUCUUUAUAAAGCAAGCUCAUAUUUGAAAACAACCAG
This is a messenger RNA of Oncorhynchus masou masou (cherry salmon), 595 nucleotides long. RefSeq names its product large ribosomal subunit protein mL63-like. The coding region runs from base 131 to 442 and encodes 103 amino acids. Gene Ontology annotation, biological process: mitochondrial translation. The transcript is spliced from 2 exons. NCBI's taxonomy places the organism in Eukaryota, Metazoa, Chordata, Actinopteri, Salmoniformes, Salmonidae. The record is from RefSeq and is a predicted model, not a curated record. Gene Ontology annotation, molecular function: structural constituent of ribosome. Gene Ontology annotation, cellular component: mitochondrial ribosome.